CCCAGAUCUUGAAAGAAUAGGCAAGGAAUUAGCUAAAAAAUGUAAAGGCUUACCUUUGGCAGCGAAGAUGUUGGGUGGUGUCCUAUGUAACGAAAGGAAUCCAGAUAAAUGGAAAGCUAUCUUAAAUAACAGAAUAUGGGAUCUUCCAAAGGGAAAAAAGAUGAGGUACUCCCAGUUUUGAAAUUGAGCUAUGUCCAUCUUCCUUCUUAUUUGAAGAGAUGUUUUGCUUAUUGUGCGGUAUUUCCCAAGGAUUAUGAAAUUGAGAGGGAUGAGCUGGUACUCUUAUGGAUAGCAGAGGGCUUUUUAGAUGGACAAAAGGCAAAUGAGGAUAUCUUGAGACUGGGACAAGAUCACUUCGAUGAGUUAGUAUCGAGAUCAUUUCUUCAACAAUCAAGGGUCGAUGCAUCUAAGUUUUCAAUGCAUGAUCUUCUGAAUGAUCUAGCAAAGUCAAUUGCGGGUGGGACAUGCUAUAGAUCAGGGGACUCUCAGCUGGCAAGUAAUGAAGACGAUGCAUCUCUAGAGAAAGCUCGUUAUGCAUCAUUCAUGACAACAUGGCAUGUUACAUCAAAAUGCCUGGGAGCAUGUCACGGAAUGAAGGUACUAAGAAGUUUAAUUCUAGGAUGUGUUGGAUCUAGUGAGGGCUCUUUCUGUAUUUCCAACAAGGUGCUACAUGACGUGCUAACAAACUUAAAGUACUUGAGGGUGUUCUCGUUAUGUCAUUGUUACAUCACAGAGGUACCGCAUUGUGUCGGUGAUUUAAAACAUCUUCGAUAUCUCAAUUUCUCGUACACUGAUAUCAAAUGGCUACCCGAGUCAAUUAGCACCUUGUGCAAAUUACAAGCUUUGAUAUUGAGAGGUUGUCGAAAGCUUUCUAUGUUGCCUUCAGGUAUCACAAACUUGGUCAGCUUACAGUUUCUUGACAUUAGAGAUACAAAAAGUCUAAAAGAGAUGCCAUUGGGUAUUAGUAAUUUGAAGAAUCUUACUAUCUUGUCCAAGUUUGUGGUGGGAAUAGAGAAAGGGUCACAGUUAAAAGAGUUAAAGAAGUUGCCACAUCUUCAAGGAGAAUUACUCAUAUCAGAAUUGCAAAAGGUGGAAGAAGUGAGAGACGCGGUUGAUGCUAAUUUGUCAGGAAAGCAAGGCCUUAGCAACUUAGCCUUGCAUUGGGGUGAAGAUUUUGGAAAUUUGCGGAAUGAUAAGCGUGAAGCGCAAGUGCUUCACUUUCUGCAACCUCACACUCAUCUUGAAAAUCUCACUAUCUCAUACUAUGGUGGUGCAAAACUCCCAUCCUGGUUAGAUAGUCCAUCAUAUUCUAAGAUAGUGUCUUUGUACUUGCGAGACUGUCCUAAUGUCACGUCGCUGCCCCUACUUGGACAACUACCUUCACUUAAGGAAUUAUCUCUUAAAGGUCUACAUGCAGUAAGAAUGAUAGGCUCUGAAUUUUAUGGUGGUAAAAGGCCUUUCUCGACCUUAACAACUUUGAAGUUUGAAGAGAUGUUGGCAUGGAAGGAUUGGGGUCGUUAUGCCGGGGACCCAAAGGAAGAAUUCCCAUUCUCCUGUCUUCAGCAUCUUGUUGUCCGGAGCUGUCCUUCGUUGGUCGGGACAUUGCCUUGUCAACUUGAUCUUCUCAUAAAGCUUGAAAUUCAUUCAUGCCCGCAUUUGAAUAACUUAACCGGCAUGGUUCAUCUUCCAUCUCUCCACGAGUUAUACCUUGAGGAUUGUAAUAAGGAGAUCUUAACGUGCUUGGUCAGCCUAACUUCUUUAACCAUUCUCAGAGUUGAAAAUCUUGCAGAUCUCGUUUGCUUUAAUCAUGAGUUUAUGAGUGGUUGGGUCAAGCUAAAGGAGCUUCAAAUAACAAGCUGUGACAAGCUAACACACUUGUGGCAAGAUGAAAAUGAAACGCGAAAUCUUAUUUGCCUCCAGAAAUUAGCCAUCCAAAGCUGUGCUCAAUUCACGUCUUUUGUGGCAGGAGAAAAAGAGAUAGAGCUUCCUUCCAACCUUGAAAGCAUGGAAUUAAGGAAUUGCAUGAGUUUAGAAAAACUUUCGAGCAAAAUGCAGGCCCUCAGAAAUUUGGUUAUUGCGAAUUGUCCAAAACUCAUGGGAUUUAUCAUUGCUCCCGAUGACCCCACCAGUAAUAACUCGAUGCCUCAACUUGCUGCUCUAAAGACACUUCAAAUUAGUGAUUGUGAGGGAGUGGAGUCGAUGGAAGAGAUUGCCAUAGAAUCGUUGAAAUAUUUAACUAUUAACAACUGUAUGAAACUAAGAAGCCUACCACAGUGCCUUCGCACGCCCUCCCAUCUCACUCGUUUGGAAAUACGUGGCUGUCUAGCAUUGGAGAUAGAGGACUUCCCUCCCCUUCCCCUCACCCUGUCGUGUUUCUGGCUCCGUAGUUGUCCUAAGGUAAAGUCUCUACCAAAUCAGUGGCAUCGUCUUUCAUCCCUCCAGGUAUCUAUAUAUUAUCAAUUGCCAAAAUAUCAAACGCUUCCCCGAAGGAGGUUUUCCUCCCAAUUUGCUGCACCUUAUAAUUGGAAUGUGUGAGAAUCUGGAGCAACCAGUGAGAGAAUGGGGCUUACACAUGCUCGCUUCCCUCGAGAGUCUGGGAAUUGACGGAAGGAGCAUGGGAGGGGAGGGAGAGAAGGUGCGGUUUCCUUCGGAGGAGAACGAGGAGGAGGAGG
Molecule: messenger RNA, 2672 nt
Organism: Syzygium oleosum
Lineage: Eukaryota; Viridiplantae; Streptophyta; Magnoliopsida; Myrtales; Myrtaceae
Product: putative disease resistance RPP13-like protein 1
Exons: 1
Coding region: 136-2535 (799 amino acids)
Source: RefSeq, a predicted model, not a curated record